UCGAUAUUGGGCGAGCCUCCCUUUUAUUAUUAAUUAUUACUUUUUUUUUUUGUUUCACAUUUCCCGGUCGUGAAAACAAUUACAAAGAAUCAUCAUCAUCUUCAGAUAUUAAUCGAUCUGGUAGGAGGAGGAGGAUGGGUAGAGGAGGAGCUAUAUCAAAUAUGUUACUCAACAACUUUAGGUCUCUUCAAUAUACUUCUCGCUCAGCUGCUGCUGCUGCGUCGGCCUCUGGAUCAUUCUUGCGACAUGGAAUGAGAUUCUCGACCAGUGUGCCUAAUGACCCUGAUACGCAUGAUGAUUUUAAGCCUACAAAUAAGCUCGAGAAUUCUGACAUUACCCUUAAGGAUAUCGUUGAGCAGGAUGUCAAGGACAACCAUGUGAUGAUUUACAUGAAAGGAGAUCCAGAGCAACCGCGAUGUGGAUUCAGCUCAUUAGCUGUCAGAGUGUUGAGUGAAUAUCGUGUUCCAAUACAUUCUAGAAACAUUUUGGAAGAUCCUGAACUAAAGAAUGCUGUAAAAGCUUUCAGCAUGUGGCCGACAUUUCCUCAGAUAUUCAUAAAUGGAGAAUUCGUUGGAGGAUCAGACAUUAUCCUCAAUAUGCAUCAGAAUGGUGAAUUGAAGGAGAAGAUAAAGGCAACAUCCUCAGAGUAACUGCCUGCACUUUUUACCUAUUGAUGCUUUAUUUAUUAUGUUAGUGUUUCCGGCUUAGUAUACAUUUAAAUUGUGAUUUCAUUUUUCAAAGCGUCGUUCUAAUGACCAUGAGUGGGAAAAAUAAUAAUGUUGUGCUUUUAUGCAUCUGGAGAUUUUUAUUUAUUUAUUUAUUUAUUUA
This is a messenger RNA of Erigeron canadensis, 828 nucleotides long. Its product is annotated as monothiol glutaredoxin-S15, mitochondrial-like. The coding region runs from base 135 to 650 and encodes 171 amino acids. Lineage: Eukaryota; Viridiplantae; Streptophyta; Magnoliopsida; Asterales; Asteraceae. The transcript has 7 exons. The record is from RefSeq and is a predicted model, not a curated record.